Molecule: messenger RNA, 618 nt
Organism: Gongylonema pulchrum
Lineage: Eukaryota; Metazoa; Nematoda; Chromadorea; Rhabditida; Gongylonematidae
Source: the annotation of a GenBank genome assembly
UCCAAAAGACAGAAAACUGAAAAAUACGAGAGUUUAAAAGCUUAAGAAUAUGCGAAAAGAUGAACAAAAAUGUUAAGAAAAAGUGGACGACCAAGCCGAUCUGCUGAGCAUAGAUGACGUGAUUGCCGAUCGUUUUGUAGUGGAAGAAAAAAUUGGACAAGGAAUAAAAGUGGAACCACCGCAUUAUGGAGAACUGGACAGCUCACCGAACGAUCCUCGUCGUUUGGUCAUUGAGCAACAGGUCCUUUUGUCACUACGCGCAAAGGAUAAUAUACCGGUGAUUUAUGCAAGUGGUAAGACCGGAAGGAAUUGUCCAUAUAUUGUUAUGCAGAUAUUAGGGAAGAAUUUGACAACACUACGUAAGGAUCGCCCGGAACCAAAAUUUACCGCAUCAACAGCAUUUCGAGUGGGCGAACAAGUGCGUGCUUCGGUUGCGCAUGCGUUGCAGUAUUUACACGAAGCCGGCUACAUACACAGGGAUGUAAAACCAUCGAACUGCUGCAUUGGAGCAAAACCGAACACAUCCACCAUAUAUCUGGUUGAUUUUGGUACUUUUUUCACUAAUCUCAUUUUGACUGAAACUGGGGGGGUCUGGAACCAACAAAUCUUUUUUUAAUC